Molecule: messenger RNA, 2138 nt
Organism: Amphimedon queenslandica
Lineage: Eukaryota; Metazoa; Porifera; Demospongiae; Haplosclerida; Niphatidae
Product: probable E3 ubiquitin-protein ligase MID2
Exons: 7
Coding region: 69-2123 (684 amino acids)
Molecular function (GO): ubiquitin protein ligase activity; zinc ion binding; protein binding
Source: RefSeq, a predicted model, not a curated record
AUAGCACUGAAGGCAGCAAAAUUGAAAAUACAAUACAAGGCUAAUUAACAGGGCAACCAGGACUCAAAAUGCGGCGGAGUGGAGCAGGCAGUGUACCUCACGCUCCGCCAGGCCUGAGCUUUGACAAAACAGAAGAAGGACCCCAUAGUGCAAAGAGUAAUAAGCCUUACCCGUUUCUGAAACAGCACACCGCCAUUGGACUAACUACUCUCCCAGAAACCACGCUCCGACCAGAGCAGAUCGAGCAGUCUGUGAGUCUAAAUAGUCUACAGAUGAAAUUUGAGUGUGGAGUUUGUCUAGAAGGUUAUAAUGAAAGUGGAUCCCAUGCCCCUCGAAGUCUCUCUUGUGGACACACUUUUUGUACUGGUUGUCUCUCUCAGUUGGUCAAGGAAACUAUUUUGUGUCCAAAGUGCCACCAAGCCUCCCAGUUACCUCCCAGAGGAGUGAAUGACCUACCCAAGAACUAUGGCGUCCUUGAAAUAAUGUACAGCAACCCAAUCACAUUCAACCAGGAUCAUCCUAGCAGCAGCUGUGCAGAGGAUGUUAAAUGGUCAGUCGGCUCCAGUAUCCCAUUGUGUACAAAGCAUGGCGACCAGCUCUCCAGUUUUUGUGACGAAGAUGAAGAGUUAGUUUGUAGUUCUUGUCUUCUUUAUGGACCUCAUAAGCAUCAUGGCAGUACACUAGUUAAUGAAGCUGCCAUUGAAGCAAGACAGACUCUAGUCAAACUGACCCCUGAUAUUAGCGAGACUAUCAUAGUAGCUGAGAAAUCUCUGAAAGAGAUUGAUACGGUGGUCCAAUCUGUCAAGGAUUCAUCUCAUCUCAUAUCGGACGAGAUUGAUUCUCAUUUCAACGAGUUGGUUGCAGUCUUAGAGAAUAGGAGAAAGGAGUUGAAACUUGAUGCCCUUCAUAGAAGCCAGAACAGAAUUGAAGCUCUGCUAGAACAGAAACAGGCUAUAUCAUCUCGUAUUGACAUAGCACAUGAAGUUCAUGCUACCUGCACUCACCUGUUAGCCACUGCUGAUAACUACACACUCCUCGGUGAGUAUAAGAAAGCUACCGACGGUAUCCAGACCAUCUUUGUCAAUCUUCCAUCAAUGAGUCCCGUGGCACGCGACGAUCUUGUAAUCGAUUUUCCUAAAGAAGCUGCAGAGGAACUCCAGUCCCAGUAUUAUUCACAUGGAAACAUAAGAUCCGGAGUUGGUACGGUGAAGUGCGUUGUAUGUGAGCCUUUUCAUGACGGAGUACGUAUUUACUGGCAAGGACACAAUUACGUUGACAGCAUUGGCAUUACUUAUGCUUUACAAAUGUCAAGGGGAGACGAUGAAGAAUUUGUCAAUAUAUACAGAGGUGGGGAUACAAAGUUCACUUGGAAGUGUGACAGUGAAAAGGAAGAAUCUGUAAAGCAUAACUUUAGAGUGAGAGUCCAGACCUGUGAAGGAGUGGGGAAUUGGUGCACUCCUGUGUCAUGCAUCAGAAGCCAUCCAGGGUGGAAAUGGCACAAGAAAUGGUGCAAUAUUAAAGUUGAGAUUGGUUUGUCACAAAUGGAAGCUUGGUCGAGACACGCUUCUGGAAAAGACUGGACACUAUUAGCAGGAGAUACUAUUAUAUCAAAGGGUCAGCAUUAUGUUGAAAUAGAAGUCAAAGAGACAGCAAAGCAUCACAUUCGUCGUGACUGGUCCACCAAACUAGCAAUUGGUCUGAUACAAUGCAAGGACAGAGAGACAGCCAACUCAUCAAUAUCAUGGCAAGAGUGCAAAUUUUCUGUUGGGCAACUGCCUUCUCACAACUCUUGGAGUUUUCUAGCGACUGGGAACUCUAAAAAAAUGUCGUCUCGGAACUCAGAGAUGACUACUGAAGAGUAUGGAGGAAUAGCAAGCAUUGAGUCCGGGGAUAGACUGGGUAUGCUGGUCGAUUUUGAUGGCAGCGGUCUGGCCAGUGUAUCGUUCUUCUGCAACAGUUUAGACCUUGGUGUAGCCUUUGCUAAAGUACCUGGACCUUUCCUACCUGUAGUGUCUGUCUGUGAUAGAUUCCAUAUUUGUCUCAAGUUUCCACCACCUCCCUACUCUAAGCGUAAUCCUCGUCUUACUCUUUUUUCCUCUGGCUCUUCGACAGCAUUGUUUUAAACUGUUUUUUACAAA